AUGGAAAAAUCAUUGUCAGAUAAAAAUUAUCUUUUGAAAUCACAUUUACCUAGCAUUGGAUGCUUCUGCACAGUGCUACAGUAUGUCUCAAGCAAAUGCAUUCUUAAAGGCAUGCUCGCUAUGUUAUUCAAAGGAGGAAAAAGGUUUUAUUAGUAACACGUAAAGAUUUCAACUGAGUUUUCUGAUAUUCUUAUCAUAGACAAAAAUUCACCCAAAAUAAUUGAGAUUUCUUGCAACACUUUGAUAAGAGAAUGCUUGAAGAGAAUUUAAUAUAGUUCAAAAAGAGUUGGGUUUUACAAAAUAAUUGGAUGCGAAGAAUUGUAGGCAUUCAUAAACUUUUUAGUUGAGAACCCACUUCAUAAGGCUUAAAUUACUACUCUUAAGAUCUUGUCAUAGCAGGUCAAUGAUGAAAUAUCAUAUUUAGAGACAAGAAAUAUUCAUCUCUCUGAAUUGUUAAGCAGAAUUUUGCCUACGACAAUUAAGCACUUGACAUUAAAAUUUGCAUUAAGUUUUAAAUUGAAGAUAGUAAAAGUACAUGAGAAUAUUUGCAAUUAUUUGUAAAACACACCGAAUAUUCAAUCACUAAAAUUGGAAAGAAUCAUUAUAUUUGUUCCUGAAAUCGAUAAUAUAUGGGGCAAUUUUUUCAAAUUAAACCAGUCACUUAAGAAGCUUACAAUAAAAGAUUCUUCAAACAACUACGACUUUGGUGAGCAAUUUUGGAUGGGUUUAAAGCGCAAACCUGCAAAAAUUACACAUUUUAGACUGAUAAAUACUAAGUUAACAACAUAUUCGUUUUACUAUUUUACUGCAUUUCUAAGAAGUACUCCUUAUUUUACUUAAUUUGAAAUGAGAGGUUCCUGCUUCCAAAAAAUAACUGACCUUUCUGAUAAAAAAGUAAUUAACAACUAAACUGCUGAUUUCAAUCUUAUUGAUGAAUUAAUGGGAAGAAGGAUACACGACCUAAAGUUUUGUAUAAGCAAAGAUUCUCAUAUGUAUGAAGGAAAUGAAUAAAAUGCUUUUGCUAAUGUAAUGAAAGGAUUUCUGGGUGAAAAUAUUACCAUUUAAAAUGCAUCUAUCAAUGAUAAUAGAAAAAUCUCUUACUUAGUAGAUAAUCAUAGAGUAAAAAAAUUCAAGCUAGAAUCCUCAUACAUUAUUAAAUCACAAUUUGAUAAGCUCAUAAAAUCACUAGGAAUUCAGCCUAAUUUGAUCAGCUUCAAAUUAAAUUAAGUACUUUUGAAUAACAAAAAUAAAGAUUCCCUAAUUCCACUUGAGAAUUGCAAAAAUUUACAGAUUUUAUCCAUCUAGGAUACAGGUGAAGGUAGCUUUCAACUAAUUGAAAAUUUAGUAUCGAGGAUCGGAAAACAGCUUCGUUCAUUUGCUUAUGUUUCAACUAAAUCUGAUUCUUAACAAAGAUUUAGUCUAUUGAUUCAUCUUAACCCAAAAAUUCUGAGGAAACUGAAGAUACAAUGUGCCCUAUAUCAGAAAUACCCAGAUAUGGGCAUUGAGUUUCACGAUAACUUAGAGGAUAUUCAUGCUCUCUCUACUUUUAAUAACCUCCAAAAACUAAAACUUCAUCUUGAUUAUAUCUCACUUAACUCUAUUAAUGCUCUUGGUGACAUGCUAUCAGCUAUUUCCUAGAAUUUGAGGUAUCUUUAAAUUGAAAUUUAUAAAGAGUGCAUGGAUCUAUAGUUAAUGACAAUGACAACAUUUACUUCAAUUUCAUCAGAUGACUAUGAGAAAUAUUAGAAAAGGAAUUAAAAUAAAGAGGGAGUAAAAUAAUAUAUGGUUAAUUUUGCAGAGGGGUUAGGACUCUGCACGAGAUUGAUUGAAGUUAAAUUGCCAACAGAAUUUCUAGAUACUCCAUUCUUCGAUAAUUAUUAUGGAUUUAUAGAUAGAAAUGGUCUAGAUUCUAAUUUAUUUGUUAUGAGAAGUGUAUUAGGCUCACAAUAGACAAAACCUGAAAUUUACAAAAGCUUUUUAUUGUGA
Molecule: messenger RNA, 1986 nt
Organism: Stylonychia lemnae
Lineage: Eukaryota; Ciliophora; Spirotrichea; Sporadotrichida; Oxytrichidae
Source: the annotation of a GenBank genome assembly